AUGGCAGUCCACCCUCCACAGUACGUCAUUCUUCCAACACUCGCCCAUACACACACACUCAUCCUCCUUCAUGGCCGCGGCAGCUCCGGGCCUGAAUUCGCCUCCGACCUCCUCGAAUCCGGCAUCUCCCAGAGUCUCCCCAGCUGGAAACUCAUCUUCCCCACCGCCCUCUCCCGCCACUCCACCGUAUUCCAGGAAAAUAUGACAGAAUGGUUCGACAUCUACUCCCUCACCGACCCGGCCGCCGAAGCCUCCCUACAGAUCGAUGGGCUCCGGGAGGGGAUUUCUUACGUGCAGGCGCUGGUGGACGCCGAGCUCAAGGAUCUGCCAGCUGAGAGGUUGGCUAUCGGUGGCAUCAGCCAAGGAGCGGCAGUGGGGGUGCAUGCAUUAAUGGGCGGUGUGAGAAGAAGGUUAGGAGGCUUUGUGGGGUUGAGUAUGUGGAUGCCAUUUGUGAGUGAGAAGAAGUUUGGUGAGGAGUUUUAUAGAUCAACUCUGGGAGUAGAAGGUUACGGGGUAAUUAGACAGGGCAGGCAGGAGAUGCUAGACACGCCGGUUCUCCUGUUGCAUUCCGCGGAUGAUAAUGUGGUAGACGUAGCGCUGGGGAGGGAGACGAAGCGGGUGAUGGAGACACUGGGGUUUAGGGUCAAGUGGAGGGAGUAUAGUGAUGGGGGACAUUGGAUUCAGGAGCCCGAGGGGGUUAGUGACCUCGUUGCGUUUCUUGAGACGGUAGGAAAGAAAUAG
Venustampulla echinocandica is the source of this 741-nucleotide messenger RNA. RefSeq lists its product as uncharacterized. Gene Ontology annotation, cellular component: cytoplasm. Gene Ontology annotation, biological process: protein depalmitoylation. Gene Ontology annotation, molecular function: palmitoyl-(protein) hydrolase activity; carboxylic ester hydrolase activity. NCBI's taxonomy places the organism in Eukaryota, Fungi, Ascomycota, Leotiomycetes, Helotiales, Pleuroascaceae. The transcript has a single exon. The record is from RefSeq and is a predicted model, not a curated record. Bases 1 to 741 code for a protein of 246 amino acids.